Molecule: messenger RNA, 3771 nt
Organism: Triplophysa rosa
Lineage: Eukaryota; Metazoa; Chordata; Actinopteri; Cypriniformes; Nemacheilidae
Product: UDP-glucuronosyltransferase 2A3-like
Exons: 2
Coding region: 112-1698 (528 amino acids)
Molecular function (GO): UDP-glycosyltransferase activity
Source: RefSeq, a predicted model, not a curated record
AGCUGUGACGAAACGUUUAACCGCGAAUUCAGAAGCGAAUUAUUGAGGUUAAAUUUGGCAGGACUGACUCCGUGUUGGAAGCUUUCUUGUGGAUAUCUCUCAUCCGGUACUAUGAACAGACAAACUUUUCAGGCAUUUGGCCAAAUCAUCUUAACCCUCCUGGUGACAACAGUCCCGGUCUUUCAGAGUGGGAAGGUUCUUGUCUUUCCUGUAGACGGCAGUCACUGGGUCAACAUGAACAUCUUGGUGAAGGCCCUUCACGCCAAAGGUCACAACAUCACAAUCAUUCGGACGUCAGACAGCUGGUACAUCAAAGAAUUCUCACCUCAAUACACAUCCAUCACUCUGGAUUCUCCUGGAGGGAUUGAUGAAGGAUUCAUCAAGGGAUUUGCAUCAAGACUGCUGAACAUUUUAAGGGGCGGUUCCAUGUGGGCUCGUCUGAAGCUGGAAAAAGAGUUGUGGGAAAAUAUUUCACAAAUGGAAAGUGAGAUGAUUGUAAGCUUGUUUGAAGACCAGAAGCUUCUGCAGUCCCUAAAGGAAUCCAACUAUGAUUUGAUGCUCACAGAUCCAGUCAGGUUUGGAGGUGUAAUACUGGGGCAUUAUCUUAAACUGCCAAUCGUCUACAAUGUCCGUUGGACUGUGUACAAUGAGGCUCAUUUUGCAAUAGCUCCUUCACCGCUGUCUUAUGUACCUCUUCCAAUGCUGGAGUUAUCAGACCGCAUGACCUUCUUAGAAAGAGUGAAGAAUAUUGUGAUGUACAUCAUAACUGAAACACAGGUCGCGCUCAUGAUCGCUCCAUAUUAUAAUGCACUAUGUGAACGCUACAUCGGUCCAGGAACGUCCUACUUUACUUUAAUUCAAAGCGCUGAUCUGUGGCUCCACAGGGUUGAUUUUAUUUUUGAGUUUCCACGGCCCACUAUGCCAAACAUUGUCUACAUGGGUGGCUUUCAGUGCAAGAAAACGAAGCCUCUUCCAAAAGAUCUCGAGGACAUUGUGCAGAGCUCUAGAGAUCAUGGUGUCAUCGUCAUGUCUUUGGGAACUCUCAUUGGUCAGCUUCCUGAUGAUGUGGCUGAGGCCGUUGCUGAAGCUUUUGCAGAACUUCCACAGAAGGUCAUCUGGAGAUAUAAAGGAAGGAGACCAUCUGCACUGGGGAACAACACCUUAAUAAUGGACUGGAUACCUCAGAAUGAUCUUCUGGGUCAUCCUAAAACCAGAGCUUUUGUAGCUCAUGGUGGAACCAAUGGAAUUCAAGAAGCCAUCUAUCAUGGGGUACCAAUCAUUGGAAUUGGGCUGAUCUUUGACCAGCCCGAUAAUCUUUCAAAGAUGAGAGUCAAGGGUGUAGCCAAGACUGUAGACUUUGGCACAUUGGAUAAGAACUCUUUCCUUGAAACUGUCAAAGAGGUUCUUUAUGAUCCCAGUUAUCGGGAGAACAUGCAGAGACUCUCAAGACUUCACAGAGAUGUUCCAGUCAAGCCUCUGGACAACGCCAUCUUCUGGAUUGAGUUUGUCAUGAGGCACAAAGGUGCCGCUCAUUUACGCACAGAGUCGUACAAAAUGCCCUGGUACUCAUAUCAAUCUGUUGAUGUAAUACUGUUACUAAUGUCUGCUGUGAUGCUCAUAACCCUGACCACAUAUGCACUUAUAAGAUAUUUAUGCUGUAGAAUAUGUCUUAGAAAAACAAAAAACAAACUUGAAUGAUUUUAAUAACAAAUGUACAGCUGACGUUUUUCCUGUGAUGUGCUCAAAUUAGCAUAGACAUGCUAUAGCAAUUACAAAAUGUCUGUAAACACUGUAGAUCACAGACACCUUUGGGCUUUAAAAAAGACAGUUUUUAAAUUAAAUGUUUAGUGUAAUUUGCAUGUCAUAGAAAGUAGUCCAUUGUGAUUGGUACAGGUUUCUUUCGAAGGUAUCAGUGUUUUGCUGAUAUUUUAAUGCAUAUAAAGUCAGAUAUAUACAGUAAUAUAUUUAAAGUGAUUUCUCUCUUUAGUUCCCUGUUUUAACUGUCAUUAGAUGUGAAGGUUGUACAGUAUACACACCCAUGAAAAAACUUAAGAGACAAUUACAAAGACCAUUUUCAGUUUGACUGAAUUUGUUUAUAUGUAUGUGUUUAGGAAAAAUUAUCGUUUUUGUUAUUUUCUGUGACCUACUGACAAUAUAUCUCCCAAAUUUCAAAUAAAAAUAUUGUUUCUAUUUGCAUUUAUUUACAGAAAAUGAAAAUUGGAGAAACAGGUCAAAAUAACAGAAAAGAUGCUCUGUUUUUUCAGACCUCAAAUACUGCAAAGAAACAAGGUCAUAUUUACUUUUAAGCAAUACAUCUGUAAUAUAUGAACAUGUAUUUAGGAAAAGUAAAAAAAAAUGUGAUAACCUGGAUUUUAAUCAUAGUUUUCAUGUGUCUUGUCAUUCCAUCUUUUACAUUUCUGUUGGAUGACUUUAUCACCCCUUAGGUUUGAUUUUGUGGAAAUACUCUUAAUUUUUUCUGCGGCUGUACAUAAAAACAUCUUUGCCACUCAAGGGCUAUAAUUUGACAUCAUCAUGAAAUGUUGUAAAAAUUUGUAUCCUGUUAUUUAUUUUCCUUUACUGUUGUUACCUGUUUCUAGAAGCUGAUGUACCUUUAUCGGAUUGUGUUUGGCCCGACACCCAAAAAGAGACUUCUUAUUUUAUAUCACAGUGUUGUAAUGCUGAGCGGUACAGUAGUUUAUUCACAAGAUCUCAAGGUUAAUGCCCUUCGCCCCUUUACAGAUUGUUGAAUGAACCUUCACUCUGUAAUGCAUGCAUAGUAAUGCUGAGAGAGCUGAACCUGUGCUUGCACCUUUAGUUUUGUCACUUACUGUAUACUGGACUCAAUACUGUAUAUGUUUUGCGGGUAAUGGUUUGCGUGCUUAAUAAUCAUGGGUAAGAACGUUUUUAUACAAAUUGAAACAGAUGAUGCCUUUAAUGUUAUUAUACAGGUUUGAUAAUCAUGCAAAAGUAGAUCAUUUUAUUUCUCUUAGAAAAUCUUACAGUAAUGUGCACUGUGAUUUAGUGCUGUUUUAUAUUUUGGCAAAUUAUAAGGUUCUAUCUACAUUCUGAGCAGUUUUGAAAUAUUGAGCUUCAAAGUUUUUGCAUUACAUUUGACUUUCUAGAUAAUGUUAAUAAGUUGUCACAGAAUAAAAAUAUGCAAAUAACUCAAUUGUGACAAAAAAGUCAGACAGAACCUUACAGUAUAUUGCAACUUGCAAGGUGACGAUUUGCCUUUCACAGGGUUUGUACAGAAUCAGGAUCAAUUCAGUAGUUUGAUCAUGUUCACAACAGAGAAGCAAGCAAUUUCAUUCCAGAUCAUCAACUGAGGAAGUUUUAAUACUGUGUGCAAAAUUGCAAUGAAUUUUAUUGCAAUAAUCAUUUGAUUUUUUUUGUGAAAAACAUUUUAUUCUGCAAAAAUGUUUGUGAAAGUUGUAAAAGGCUUUACAUGGUUUAAAUGAAUAAAGUGAAUCUUUAGAUGCUGUAUUCAUGUUUUCAUAAAAUUGUAAUAUGCGUCAGUUAAAACAGUGACACAAAAUACUUAAUAGGCAGUAGCAUAAUUUUCUUUAGGAUAAGACAAUUCUGAACAAGUAUGAUUUCUCAUUUUUGUCCACAUUUGAGGUGAAAUUGAACAGACUGAAAUUUAGUUGACUGUCUUUAAAUUCAAAGCAAAAAUUUUUGAAAAUAAACUGUUCUUGACCUUCAUCUGUUCUCUGAUGUAAGUCUAUAGUAGACUUCAUGAUAAACAGAUUUUCAAAAGUCCAUAAGUAAAUC